AUUCUAGAUCUUGGCGGCGCAGAGGACAGCAGCCCACGGCUCGGCUCCAUCCUCAAAUCCAGGCCAGGGAGGAGCCGCCGGGAUGGCACGCCGCCGCAGCCCGCGCCCCCGUCCUCAAAUCCAGGCCAGUCGGGACGCCGCUGGAGUGAUCCGCCGCCGCAGCCCGCGCCUCCAUCCACAAACCCAGGUGAGUGAGGAAGGAGCCGGGGUGACACCCCGCCGCAGCCCGCGCCUCCAUCGCCAUAUCCAAGCGAACGUGAAGGGCGCCGGAGUGAUCGGCCGACGCCGCCGCCGUAGGCGUGGCAGCUCGCCCGCGGCUACUGCCUCCCUGCCGGACGGCGACGACAUGCUGCGGGAGAUUUUCCUCCGUCUCCCGCCGCAGCCGUCCUCCCUCCCGCGCGCAUCCGCCGUAUGCAAGCAAUGGCGGCGCAUCGUCGCCGACCCCAAGUUCCACCGCCAGUUCUAUGCACACCACCGGAAGCCGCCCCUGCUCGGCGUCUUCCUGCGGGGGGGAAAAGAGGAAGGUAUCGUGUUCAACCCCAUCCUUGACCCUCCCGACCGCAUCCCCCCUCGACGCUUGUCCCUUGAACUCCCCAGCAACCGCGACGAUCACGAUUUGCUCAACUGCCACCACAUACUCAGCAACCACGACGAUCACGAUUUGCUCAGCUGCCGCCACGGUCUCGUCCUCGUCAAAGAGUGUGUGAGCGGCGAGGUCAUUGUGUGCGACCCCAUCACCGGGAAGCAGCGCCGAGUCGCCGUACCGCCGGUGUUCAAGUGGGACCACUUAUGGGGGGUGGUUCUCUGCGCUGCUGGUGACCAGGGCCACGUGCACGGCAGCUGCCACUCGAGCCCAUUCAAGGUGGUCUUGUUGUCCUUGUUCAGACAAGAUAGGCAAUCUCUCGCCUGUGUCUACUCCUCGGAGGCUGGAGAAUGGGGCGAUCUCAUAUUAGGAGAGGGUCCAUAUUACAUUCAAAAUUUUACUGCAUAUGCAACCCUAGUUGGUAAUGUCCUUUACUGGUCGUUCAACGGUAAUUGCAUACUUGAGUUUGAUUUGGGUCGACAGAACCUAGCUGCAACUGCGGGGCCUCCUAUUACACCUGAUUUCUACUAUGGUGAUUCUCAAAUCAUCCAUGCUGAGGAUGGCUCUGUUGGAUUCGCCAUAUUGGCUCAUUCCCGCUUCCGAAUGUGGCAGAGAAAUGUCAAUUGUCAAGGCGUUGCUACAUGGGUGCCUUGGAAGACCAUUGAAAUGUGUAACAUUCUUGGGCUCUCUCUUCAGACAUGGGAACAGAUGACAUGGAUGGGGUAUGAUGAGGAUAAUGAUGUGAUAUUUUUAUAUGUCGGCCCCAAUGUCUAUUCGGUUCAACUUAAGUCUAUGGAAUCAAAGAUAAUUUACGAAACCAAUUGGAUCAGUGAAAUUCAUCCUUUCACCAGUUUCUAUACAACAGGAACAUCCAUUGAUGGUGGGUCUAAUCCAGCUGAAAUGCUGCAUGGUACAUCGGAUGCUUGUCUAGUUUGAUGGAUUAAUGUACUGAAAUAGUUCAGCUGGUUAAUUUAUCAGCUGAGUGUUACUUGUUGUCACAAUGGAUUUUGUCAAUAAUUAAGCUCUGUAUUGUCAAGCUUUUUCCGAUGAUGCCAAGAUGACAGUUGGAUGUAGCGGUGCAAAAAUUCAAGAGAAGACGAUACCACAGGUAGUGCUGAUGAGUGAUGAGCCUAGAGGCUGAGAUGGAAGUUAACUUGAGGAAUAGCGUUCGGAACAAUGUCCCGCAAAAAAAAGUUACUCCCCCCGAUUCAUGUUACCUGUCACUAGUAUGGAUGUAUCUAAUACUAAAAUGUGUCUAGAUACAUCUAUAUUAGAGACACUAAUAUGAAUUGGAGGGAGUGGGAUUGUUGAUGUUUAAAGAAAAGUUUCAUAGGCGAUAUGGUAUAUUUUUUGGUUUAGAUUUUAGUAUGUGAUAUGUUUCUGAAACCUUGAUCAUUUUCCUUUUGGUGUCAUGAUUCCAGAGAACUCUCUGUAUGUCCAGGUUUGACAUCAACUAGUUUU
Lolium perenne is the source of this 2044-nucleotide messenger RNA. RefSeq lists its product as uncharacterized. Gene Ontology annotation, molecular function: protein binding. The record is from RefSeq and is a predicted model, not a curated record. NCBI's taxonomy places the organism in Eukaryota, Viridiplantae, Streptophyta, Magnoliopsida, Poales, Poaceae.